AACCCUGCAAAUCGGGCAUUAACUAUUGGCCCGGAAUUCCGGGCCGACAAAAAUUGCUCAUGAUUGCUCAUCUUUGCAACUUUACUUCAAACUCGCCAAAAAAUUCGAUGACUCUCAUACGCUUCCCUCCUUUAUCAUGCAGACAUCGUACCCAUGCCCCAAAGGCGGCGCCUCCCUAGUCCUCUCCUUUCGCUUAGAGCAGAAAACGACCCUGAUACUCGGUUCCGGCUCAUUAGCAGCCUCGAGAGCUUUCGCAGCACUCGAAGCUGACUCCAAGGUUGUCGUACUAGCAAAUGGAGGCCUGAAGACGGCAUGUGAUGAAAUCCAGUGGCGGGUCGAGCAUGGUCAAGUCGCAUUCGUAGACUGGGAAUCCCUUCCAGGUUCCUCCAAAACGGACGAUGACGAUGACGACGUCCAAGCCCUCGAGGGCUUCUUAGACUCGACUCCUGGAAUUGCUUUUGUCGUCAUCACUGAUACUAUCCUGAACGAUGAAGCCCUACGACGGCCCGGCUCCUCAGCUGAACGCAUCUACCAAGCUUGCGCAUCGCGAAACAUUCCCGUCAACACUACCGACAUGCCGCACUUAUGCGACUUUUCCUUCACCUCGUCAUAUCGAUUUGAGGAUCCAUCGGGGGAACGCACACCUCUCCAAAUCGGGGUAACCACGAAUGGGCAGGGGUGCCGGUUGGCAGGGAGGUUGAGGAGGGAGAUCGUAGCGAAGCUGCCAAAGGAAGUAGGAUUGGCGGUUGAAAAUGUUGGAAAGCUCAGAUCUCUGGCGAAAUCGAGUGAUAGUGCUGUAUAUGAGGAUUGUUUUGAUGAUAGUGGCGUGUCGACACCAAAUCGACCGGUUCCACAACGGAGUUCGUUAGAGACUGCUGUGGAGAGUGCGAGGAGGAGGAUGAAGUGGGUGGCGCAGGUCAGCGAGUAUUGGCCAUUGUCUAAGCUUGCGAGCUUGACAGAAAAGGAUAUGGAGCAGGUACUGUCGGGAGAGAACCAGGAAGGGUCCGUAGCAGUGAACACUCCAUCAUUACAUUCGUUGGACAUCCGGCGACCAGGUCGAAUUCUUCUGGUGGGGUCAGGGCCUGGGCAUCCAUCAUUGCUCACACAAGCGACCCACAACGCACUUACGAAGCUCACCGAUCUUGUCCUAUCUGACAAGCUUGUUCCCGACGCAGUCCUGGCUCUUAUUCCGUCGGGAGUGGAAGUGCGAAUUGCCAAAAAAUUCCCGGGGAACGCAGAUGGUGCGCAAAAUGAGAUGAUGGAGGCUGCGGUUGAGGCUGCUCGAAAGGGGUUGACUGUAGUACGGCUCAAGCAAGGUGAUCCUGUAGUAUAUGGACGCGCUGGGGAGGAGGUUCUCUACUUCCGCUCACACGGCUUCGAGCCUGUCGUCGUUCCAGGUGUUAGCUCGGCGCUGGCAGGACCCACAUUUGCAGGAAUUCCGAUAACACAACGUGGUGCAGCUGAGUCUUUCAUCGUGUGCACAGGAGUUGGGAGAAAAGGAAAACAAGUCCAGCUGCCUGGGUAUGAGCGAGGGAGGACGUUGAUCAUACUCAUGGGCGUAGCUCGGUUACCCCAAGUCGUCAGUAUCCUUAUUGAUGCCGAGUGUGCACGACGCAACGGUCCCGCCUACCCCUCCUACACUCCGAUUGCCCUCAUUGAGCGAGCAUCGAUGCCAGACCAGCGUGUCGUCGACUCUACGCUCAAGGACAUUGUCAGAGCACUUGAUAGCGUUGGCGAACAGAGACCACCAGGUAUGCUCGUCGUUGGAUGGGCUGUACCAGCGCUCUGGGGGAAGGGGGACGUUGAAGUUUUGGAAGAAAGUGCUGACUUGGACGAGGGUCGGAUUGCUAAAUGGUUGGGUCAGGACAGCUGGAGAGUGCGAGAAGGGCUGCAGAAUGAAUGGGAUGACGGAUUGUAGCAUAGCAUACAUUUACGAAGCAGUGAUACAGAUAUAUUUAA
This is a messenger RNA of Desarmillaria tabescens, 1959 nucleotides long. RefSeq names its product uroporphyrin-III C-methyltransferase. NCBI's taxonomy places the organism in Eukaryota, Fungi, Basidiomycota, Agaricomycetes, Agaricales, Physalacriaceae. The transcript is spliced from 2 exons. The record is from RefSeq and is a predicted model, not a curated record. Gene Ontology annotation, biological process: siroheme biosynthetic process. The coding region runs from base 137 to 1918 and encodes 593 amino acids. Gene Ontology annotation, molecular function: uroporphyrin-III C-methyltransferase activity.